This is a messenger RNA of Dioscorea cayenensis subsp. rotundata (Guinea yam), 489 nucleotides long. RefSeq lists its product as uncharacterized. The record is from RefSeq and is a predicted model, not a curated record. Bases 1 to 489 code for a protein of 162 amino acids. The transcript has a single exon. Lineage: Eukaryota; Viridiplantae; Streptophyta; Magnoliopsida; Dioscoreales; Dioscoreaceae.
AUGGGACGACCCAGAUACUUCUUUAGUAUUGAGUUUGCAUAUGCCAAAGGAAAGAUGACCCUCUCACAGUGGAAGUAUGUGUUGGGCUUACUUGAGGAGACUGGUUUAUUGGGUUGUAAACCAGAGAGUAUACCUAUUGAGCAGUCACUACCCUUAUGGGAGACAUCUUCCCCAUCUCUCAAAGAUCUAGGUCAAUAUAGAAGUUUGAUUGGCAAGCUCGUUUAUCUAACAGUUGCUUCUCCUGAUAUAUCUUACGUCAUUGGACUCUUGAGUCAGUUUAUGCAUGAGCCACGAGAAGUUCAUUGGCAGGGUGCUCUGAGGGUGCUUACAUAUGUUAAAGGAGCUCCCGGUAAAGGUCUUCUCUAUAAGAAUUAUGGUCACUUGGACAUUGCAACCUAUUCUGACUCGGGUUAUGCUGGCGAUAGAGGAGACCGAAAGUGUACAUCGGGGUUUUGUACAUAUGUUGGUGGAAACUUUGUUACUUGGUGA